AAUUUUUCACUUUAGUGACGUAUCCUGUCAAGUUUCACAAGCAGUUAGUGCUAACGCCACCCUCAGUUCACACAAAUAGGAAUAAUACUACUAUUGCGAGUGUUUUAUCGCUAGCUGCACAAAACAGCAGAGGUUCACAAACAUGGAAGCCUCCAACAUAACAUCUCAGGUACCGAACACUGCUCCACCAGGGUAUAAUGAAAAACCUGGAUACACAACUGCUUUUGAGAAUCCUUUACUUUCUGAACAUCCCGAACAACUUGGAUAUGAACCGCCACCAGCAUAUCAACCACCAACCGAAUAUACAUCACAACCCGGAUAUCCACCACAACCCGGAUAUCCACCACAACUCGGAUAUCCACCACAACUCGGUUAUCCACCACAACCCGGUUAUCCACCACAACCCGGAUAUAUGUCACCGCCUGUGCACCACCAACAACAACAACAACAAACUGUUAUUAUACAAAACAACCAAACACAAUACGUUGAGGAUAAGCUGGUUGCAGCAAUUCUUGUCACCUUGUUCUGCUUUUUUCCAACAGGCAUUGCUGCUAUUGUUUAUGCAUCUAAAGCAAACUCAAUGGCCCUAAUUGGAAAUAUAGCAGGUGCAAACGAAGCAAACGGCAGGGCAAAACAAUUCGUCGGAAUAUCACUUGUUGCUGGUUGUGUUUUCAUUGUGCUUUUAAUCAUUAUUCCCGUUAUAAUACAGGCUUCUGUAAAAGAUAAUUCAAAUUCAUAUUAAAUGAAUCAUAUUAAAUGAAGUGUAUUCUUUUUUUACAUAGUACAUUAAUUAUAAUCACACAAAAAUACUCUCAGCUAGAAAUUUUUAAAUAUGUUGAGAACUGCUUUCAAUAAACGGGAUAUUUCAUAACAAAUGACAUAAAUUGAACAGUGACAUAUUUUGAUCGGUGAAUUCUGUGCUUCAGUCUGAUGGCAAGAACCCGUAAAGAAGUAAAACUAUGAGUAUAUAGAGAUAUUGCUGGACCAUUUUUACCAUUCCUUCUCUCUAAUUUUAUCACUCACGAAAGCAAGAGGUGAUGUUGCUGCAUUUUGCUUUUAUUUGAAUCUUCUUUUUCAUUAUGUCAAGGACUAUUAUAAUUGAGAAUAAUUUUAUAAGCGCAAUUGUUAAAUAAAGCAAACUUUUAAACUCUU
Molecule: messenger RNA, 1152 nt
Organism: Octopus bimaculoides (California two-spot octopus)
Lineage: Eukaryota; Metazoa; Mollusca; Cephalopoda; Octopoda; Octopodidae
Cellular component (GO): membrane
Source: RefSeq, a predicted model, not a curated record